UUUUGCAAGAGAAAAGCAGAAAAAUGGAAAGAAAGGAAGCAAAUCGCUCACAUGUUCGUGGUUCGGCCUCAGAUCCCGUUGAAGGAGGAGAAAAAAAACUUGGCAUUCAAAAUGAUGGUGAGUUUAAUUGGUCUGCGGGUUCCAAGGAUCAUGAGACUGAAAAUGAUACUUAUAUCAGCAAGUAUGCUGAAACAACUGGACAUGAUGAAAGCGAUGAGUUAAUGAAACAACUGGCAGAUCUUGAAACUGGAAACAAAAGGGUACCGGCCACCUUCCCUAAACAAACAAGAAAACAACGGCGAUCAAAACAUGAACGUUGUCCUUCUCUUGAAAACAUUGUUUACCUCAUGAUGUGCUGUGAGCCUGAGGGAGAGUUGCCGUUUCUUGAACCUAACCCAGGAAUAAAGCGACCACCUGUUACUGUUUUUCAGCCACUGCCGCCACCCCCGCCACCAACAUUAUAAAGAGAGAGAUCAGAGAAAGAAAGAGAGAGAUCAGUAUUUCGGGAUUGUAAUCGGCUGUAUUGUAUGAAUUUGUUGUUUUAACAAUAAACCCAUAUAGAAAAUAGAUAUUAGCUUCUAAUUGGUGGUUGUAAUGCCAGAGCAUUUGAAGACUCGAGCUAGAUCAGGUGGUAUUAUAAUUUAUGUUUGGCUUUCAUAUUGUUAUUUUGUGCGUAUAUGUAG
Molecule: messenger RNA, 683 nt
Organism: Juglans regia (Persian walnut)
Lineage: Eukaryota; Viridiplantae; Streptophyta; Magnoliopsida; Fagales; Juglandaceae
Exons: 4
Coding region: 24-464 (146 amino acids)
Source: RefSeq, a predicted model, not a curated record